Molecule: messenger RNA, 3381 nt
Organism: Beauveria bassiana ARSEF 2860
Lineage: Eukaryota; Fungi; Ascomycota; Sordariomycetes; Hypocreales; Cordycipitaceae
Product: coxI translation protein CYA5
Exons: 1
Coding region: 1-3381 (1126 amino acids)
Molecular function (GO): protein binding
Source: RefSeq, a predicted model, not a curated record
AUGCUUGAGCGGGCGGUGGCGAGCCUGGAGUCUGGCCAGCUCCAGCGCGCCAUCCCCAAGGCGCGACACGCCGCACGACCGCCCCGUCAUCUCCAAACGGGCUUCUGGCAGCACGGCGCGUCAGCCCUUGAGCUGUCCGGCUUUCGGCCUUUGACUGCUGGCGAAUCUGCCCACGACGACAGGCCGGCCAAGCCCACGGCCUCGGAACUGCUCGAGCCCAAACUCGUCGCCACCUCGUUUCUCCUCGACUUUCUAUACCCGAACGAGACACAGUCCUAUCUACAUCGCGUACUGGCUCCAAGGGCCAAGGAGAAUCGACUGCGCCCAUUGCGGCGGAGGCAGUACUCGGUGCAGCACCUGGCCUCGAUUCAGCAGCCUGCUCUACUGUCCGCUACUCGAUUCGAAAGUGUCGCGCGGACACCUGCCGAUGCACCUGCACAGCAAUCGUCCAAGGCAGCGAAAUCGAAAGCGAUAAAAUCCAGAGCUGCUUCCAAGAAACCCUCUUCAUCACCAACGACAGCCAAGGCGGUAAAGACCGCAAAGGCAAAACCACUGGCAGAGGGUUCUCUCGACAAGUCAGACCUCGACGUUUCUUGGAUGCGCUAUCAACAUGCUUCUCUAAAAGCUCAAGAAGCACAGCGUCCUGGGUUAAUCAUGGCACUCGCCGCAACGGACGAAUAUGUCGCAUGUGCUAGGGCCGCUGCCCUGUUUCAGGGACUGCCCCCGGAAGAAUGGACGGACGCGCUGCUUUCUGCUGCGAUUCGAUCGCUCGCUGUGUGUGGCAAAUUUCAGGCUGCUCUCAACAAGUUCAAAGAAGGCCUUCAAUUUGACCACGUUGGUGGCAUGCAGUACAUUGUGGCCCGCGCCUGUGCCGCCAGCCAGUGGCAAGAGCUGUUCCGAGUCUGGUUCGACUACUCAAACUUCAUGAAGCAACAUGCUGACAAGAAUGUGCCUUUUGAUCACCUUCGCUUCGUGCCAAACUUGGACACGCUCUUUGCGGCAUUCGAAAAGCAUAUCGAGCACACCGGCCUGGCUCAAAUUCGAAUGGAAAACAAGAAGUUAUUUUCACGACAAGUUCUCGAUCAGUUGCGGCACUUGAUGAUCCGCUCCGUACUGGCCCAGCCCUGCAAACCAAGCAGAGCCAUGGACAUUGUCUCUAGGUACGACAAUACUGCUUACUACCAAUUAUACAUUGAGUCGGUCCUGCAAUCUAUCAAGCAUGUUCAGUACCCCAAAUCUACAAUGAGACAGCUUGGCCCAACAUAUGGCGAAUAUCGGCAGCGAGCUGAUGCGCGAUUCACACCUGAGCUCCUGAGAGGCAUGUUUCGAGUUUUUUAUGCCACCAACCGCGCUGGACUGGCGCAGUUGUUCGAAGACUGGGUGAAAUCGGACGGCGGUAUGGACAAGUGGGCUUAUGAAAACUUUUUGAAAGUCUACGCCGACUCGGGUGAUGUUGCUGCAGUCCGAGAUCUAGGCCAGCGUUAUAUGGCGGCUUUUCCUGAUAGCGCAAGGAAAGCCAACUACCACCUUGCCCUGGUGGACGCAUUCGCUCAAUCAGGUGAUGUUGAUGGUGCCGAAAACGAAAUCUCUGCCAUGGUGAAGUCUGGAAUCCAGAUCGACGACAGGAUUGACAAUCUCAUGCUUAAAUGCCAUGUUAAAGCAGGUAACUACAAAGAGGCCAAGGCGUACUACAAAACAAUCGUCGAGCGUAGUGUUCCAAAUGCCCAAACAUUUGAGCACAUGAUGGAGCUGCACUCUGCAAAUGGAGACGUGGAUUAUACACUGGCAGUGUUCAAUCAGGCUCAAGCUGCCCAGAUUUGGCCUUCGGAGAGUAUGGCAAUGUCGCUAGUGGCGGCGUACUUGGUCAAUGGUCUUAUGGAAGAGGCAGAGAAGAUCUGUGAAGCAAUGACACGCCUUGGCAUUACAAGCACGAAAAUUUGGAACAGUCUGAUACAGGCCUAUGCGACCGCUGGCAAAGUGGAAAAGUGUUUCCAGCUGCUGCCAGUUAUGCAGAACCAUAAUCUAGCCUGGGAUCAUGAUACCUGUCGAGCAAUUCUGGGCGCUCAGGCGCGCGCCAAGCAGACAGCCGCGGCGCACUGGCUCUUAUGUAGCGCUGUGGCAGACAACUUGCUACCAGUCACGGCCGACCAUUUUGCCAUCGUCAUGAACAGUGCCAUUGACACCAAGCAGGCGCCUCGUGUCGAUAUUCUCGCAACGGAGAUGGAUCGCGCUGGUAUUCAGCCCAACUUUGCGACGCAUUUAGCCUGCUUCGAAUCUGGCUUCGUCCGCGCCCCUACUGCCGAGCGAACAACACGACUCGCCAAGGAGCUCGUUCAAUACAUGCAGAAACUCGCCGACAACAUCGAUGCACCGCCGGGACAACGAAAAGAUGGCCCAUACACGGCCGCCAUGCGUGACGUCACGGAGCUGAACAGAGAGCUCCGCGACAUCGGCGACGCGCUCAAGCUUCUUAUUGACAAACGCGAGAUCGCUCUCGCAGAAGACUUGGUGACGCUCUACGCCAAGAUCCGUCCCGUCUCCGAGCAAGGCCGGCAUAUGCCCUCCGACGUCCUCAGUGUCAUCAUGGGGGCCUACUUGGAAGAUGGCCGGCACGAGCGCGUUCUCGAGCUGUGGGCCGUACUUCUCAAGGACGUUCGUCGCCGCACCGAGAACCCCAUCACCCAGAAAACCUUUCCCGCGUACGCCUACCACCUCAGCGGGCCUCUUGCCCACGUCGCCAAGGUGUAUCACGCCACCGGCGACGGCAAGCGCCUGCUGGCGGCCACUCAGGCCGCCCUCGAUGCGGGUUUCCAAUUUACCAGCGCCACGUGGAACACGCUCAUCUGCAGUCUCGCGGAGCUCGGCCAGUGGGAGCCGGCCAUGGGCUGGUGCGAGAAACUGCUUAUGCCCCGUUGGCGCGGCUGGAACCCGCAGCCGCUGCCGCUUGCCGCCCGCCGGGAGCUCACAGACAACCGCGUCCUUGUUGCCACGCAGCCCGCCGUGCUGAGCUUGCAGCGCGAGUGGCUCCGCUUGCGCAAGCUCGCCGCGUGGUCUACCGGCGUCACCGCCAAGCUACAACGCAUCGAGACGCAGUACCCGCGGCUGCACCACGCGUUCCAGACCGCCGACGUGGCGGACCUGCCGCCGACAUGGGGUGCGCGCGGGGGGCGUUCCGACGGCACGCCCGGAGAGCCGCCAAAGAGCCUGAACAAGGCCAUCAUUAAGGAGGCGCUUGCCGCCGUACCCCUGCAGGACCUGCUCACGAUGCGUCUGACAAUGGGCGCGCAGUUAAAGGUGAUCAAGGAGCGUAGAGCGAGAGCAAGAGCGAAGAAAUGGGGUAGGGUGUAUAUACCGCCGAGGGGAACGAGGCGGAGGUUUUAG